This is a messenger RNA of Andrographis paniculata, 2802 nucleotides long. RefSeq lists its product as uncharacterized. The transcript has 8 exons. NCBI's taxonomy places the organism in Eukaryota, Viridiplantae, Streptophyta, Magnoliopsida, Lamiales, Acanthaceae. The record is from RefSeq and is a predicted model, not a curated record. The coding region runs from base 417 to 2333 and encodes 638 amino acids.
AACUCCCAAGAAAAGACCUGUGGAAUCUCUCUCGCCUGCCUUUCUUUCUCACGCCCGAAAACCGGAAGGAACACAAGGGAGGAGGAGAAAUACCAGAGAAAUUCGACGACGAGGAGAAACGGACGAGAUUCCAAUUCUGUUGCUGCUGCGCGGCGCGGUGCGGUGUUCGUGGCGUUAACGCGGGAUCGCCGGCCGUGGAUUUCGACGGCGGGACAUGGCCGUUAAGUUGAAGUCUGAUCCGGCAGACGUUUCUUAUCGAUUGUCAGAGACGGUUAUGGUAUUCUUCAACUGCCGCAUUGUUCGUGACCCUACUUGAAAAAGUAAAACAAAAACGAGGAAAAUUGUAUUGAGUCCUCCGAUUUUUUUUGUUUUUGAUUUUUGAUUUGAUUUGAUUAUCGGGUGGAUAAAGUGGCGAGAUGAUGAUGGUGAAGGGUGGUUGGUGGUGGGAGAAGGUGCGGAGGGGUGUACGGACGGUUUAUUUCAUGGUUGUGAUGGUGGCGUCGCUUUUGGUGGUGUCUUUACCGGUCGUGGUACCGAUAAUUGACAUCCUUUUGCCUUGCUUGUUGAUUCCGAGCUUUACGUGUGUAAAAUGUUACACAUUUAGGGAGCAUUUGCGGAGAUACGCUUUCAAGAGCUCGCUCAUGGACAUUCCGGUUAUUUCCAUCCUAAGAUCCCUCAUAAUCACCUGUGUAUAUUUUUUGUGCAAUGGACAAGCACUGUCUCAUGGGCCCUAUCUAGGAACUGUAACAUUCUGCUCUUUUGUUUCGACCCUGCUUCUUUCCAUAAAGGCUUGUGUUUUCACAUUCAAUUCCCAGCUUGAGGCUGAAGCUUCGACUUCCCUCUCAAGGAGGAGGCUCCAUCUAAAGAAGUCUUGGGGAAUGCCGGUCUUAUUUCUCUCGUCUGUAGUCUUUGCUUUGGGACACAUUGUUGUGGCCUAUCGAACAAGUUGCAAGGCGAGGAGGAAACUUAUUUUCCACCGUGUAGAUCCAGAAUCGGUUCUUUCAGGAAAAACGGUUUUCUCUAGUUAUCAAAAAGUUCCACGAUCCCCAACACCAUCUGCUGGGAAGUCUUUCAGACGUGACAAUGAAACAAGGAGAAAAACACCAGGGUCGCUGCCUGGUGAUGAGGAAGUUCCAAUAAGUUUACUUGCUGAUGUAGACAGCUUAUUUAUUUCCUGCCAAGGGUUAACGGUUCAUUACAAGAUAGCCAUGCCUUCUCCUUACCGUUCUUUGUCAUCCACAACUUGUUUUGACAAGUUUUCACUAAGCAUACCACAGAAAACUCAAUAUAGUUUACAUAGGAGUAUCAGCAACCAAUUCCACAGUAGCGUCUCCCCACUUUAUACGCCCCUCCUAGACAGCUCCCCAGCGUCACCAUUAUCUGAAGAUAUCCCUAUUUUGAGCUUAAACGAGACUUGUGAGGAGGAUGAUCAGUGCAAACUGGGAUCUCCACCGCCGGAACAAGAUCUAGAGGCAAACCCUCAAUUGGGGAUUGUUUUAGUCCAUGGAUUUGGAGGGGGUGUCUUCGCAUGGCGACAAAUAACGGGCCUUCUGGCAAGGCAAACUGGUUGUGCUGUAGCUGUUUUUGACAGGCCUGGGUGGGGUUUAACAUCAAGGCCACGGCAGAAAGAUUGGGAGGAAAAUCAAUUGAAUAAUCCUUACAAUAUUGACAGUCAGGUGGACCUGCUUAUUUCAUUUUGCUUGGAAAUGGCAUUUUCAUCUGUUAUUAUUGUUGGGCAUGAUGAUGGAGGACUGCUUGCUCUGAAGGCUGCACAAAAAGUUCAGUCAUCAAAAAAUGGUAUCAAUCUCGAAAUAAAGGGGAUUGUACUACUAAACACUAGCUUAUCAAGAGAAUUGGUCCCCUCCUUUGCGAGGAUAUUGUUACGUACUUCUCUCAGGAAGAAGCAUUUGGUGCGCCCCCUUCUUCGAACAGAAAUAACUCAAGUGGUGAAUCGGCGUGCUUGGUAUGAUCCAACCAAGCUAACCUCUGAAGUGUUAAGCCUAUAUAAGGCACCAUUGCAUGUAGACGGUUGGGAUGAAGCACUUCAUGAAAUUGGGAAACUUUCAUAUGAAACGGUGCUAUCAGCAGAGGAUGCAGCGUCGCUGCUGAGAUCCAUUGAUGAGCUACCAGUUUUAGUUAUUGCGGGGGCAGAAGAUGCCCUUGUCCCUGUUAAAUACGCUCAAACCAUGGCUUCUAAAUUUGUAAAUUCUAGAGUGGUGGCAAUAUCUGGUUGUGGCCAUCUUCCACACGAGGAAUGCCCAAAAGCACUGCUGGCCGCCAUGUCGCCCUUCAUUUCAAGGUUUUUGCUCAAAUCAGAAGUGCAAAGCCAAUAGACAAGACAAGAGAGGCGGCGGCGGCGGCGGCUAUGGCUUUUUUAGGGUGAGUAGAGCAGAGCAGAGGGCGUGCUUCCUUUAGAUGUUUGCGCAUCGAAGUCGAAAUCAAAAUCAGAUUUAGGGAAGGGAGUGAAGGAGUGAGUGAGGUGAGUAAUUCAUCAUCCUAUUCCUAAGUUGAAUUAAAUUAAAUUAAAUUAUUAGAAGAAGAGGAUGGAUAGAUGAGAUGAGAUGAGAUGAGAUGAGAUGAUGCAGCAAGCAAGCAUUCUAUUCUAUUUCAAUUUUGAUAGUUGUGAUCUAUUUAUUGUUUGUUUGUAUUAUUUAAUUCAUAAGUUUGAUUUCAAUCAACCCAACCCGAUGCUCUAGUUUUUGUUCCUUUGCUGCAUUGCUUCUUCAAAUUUGUAAAGUUGUAUGUAGUAGUAACUAUUGCGAGUUAAAUCAUUUUCUAUAUAUUUCAAUGUCUGUUUAUUUA